This is a messenger RNA of Darwinula stevensoni, 1587 nucleotides long. The record is from the annotation of a GenBank genome assembly. Lineage: Eukaryota; Metazoa; Arthropoda; Ostracoda; Podocopida; Darwinulidae.
UUUUCAGUCAUUGGACAUAUUCAGAAUAAUGCUUACAGAAAUUCUUCUCAUAGUGCUGUGAAAUCAUGGGAGCACAAACUGUCUCCAGGAAAGUGAAGGCAUUUUCAUUGGAAUGGAAUACUCAUCAGACAGUUCUGGCAUCAUGGAUGAAAGGUCUAAAUGGUUCAAGCCAUUUUGCAGAUGCAGUCAUUUGCUGUGAGAAGAAAUCAAUGCGUGUCCACAAGCUAGUUCUUGCAGCAGCUAGUGAAUACCUUGAGAACUUAUUUAUUACAUUGUCUUCAGGAACACCUGUAAUCUUUUUGCAUGAUGUUCGAUUUCCUGUAUUGGAGAGCAUUGUGAAAUUCAUUUAUACUGGAAAUGCUCAGAUUCCUGCUACAUGGUUGUCUGAAUUCCUCAAAUUAGCAAAAGCAUUAGAUUUGAAAGGUAUCAAGACUAACCCAGGAGAGCUAGUGUUGCCAGAAGAACCUCAUCCAUUACCUCAGCAAGCAAAACCCUUCAAGAAACCAAAAACUCAAAAGCGUAAAAUUCCUAACCAAGAUGUUCACAUUUCAAAAUCCAAGAGAACUGGAGGAGAGCAAAAUGUGGAAAUGGCUCAGCCUUUACCUUCACCUCCAGUAUCACUGCCACCUCCCAUCAAACCUGUAUCGUCUCUCCAACCACAUGAAGGAAGAUUCAGUAUGGAACCUUUGGUGGCUUCGUUCAAGGAGCAAUUACAUCAACCGAUUUCCCCUCAAGAAGUAGUGAUUAUAGAUAAUGAAGAUAGUCCAUCAAUCUUUAAGGACAAGAUCAACUUUCCUAUCAUCCAAGGCCCUUUCACAGUUGAGAAGAAGGAAGCAGUUGAAACCUCUCUAGUUGCAUUAGAGGAAGGAAAAGUUGACGUUGGCUCACGCGAGUUUGAGGAUGACGACAAGAUGAGUAUUUUGUCCCAUCUGAGUGAAGUACCAUCAUUGGGAGGAUUUGAAGAGUCAGAAAUGCUUAGAACAAAUGAGAAUGAAAAACUCAAGGUAAUAUGCAAUGUUCAGAGGUACUUGCUUGGAGCUGUUUCAUUUGAAUGAAACAAAGACAAGUGAGCCCAUGUGGAGUGCAACUGGAACUGGAAGAGUCAAGUCUAAAUCUUCAGAAGGUGCCUCAGAUGAGGACCAAGAAGCUUCAGGCUGUGCUGCUAAGGGGCCAUUGAGAAUCCCAUAUGAUGUUCUCAAAAUCAACUUGUUCAAUGGGACAUUUAAAAAUUGCAUGGCUGACAGCAGGGAAACCAUGAUAUCUGAAAUGGAUACAGAACCUCUCCUCCCAACAACAGCAAUAUUAUCUCGUACUUCAGAGAGCAUAGCUCGGUCUCAGCAAGUAGCUUCUGAGACUGAGCAGAUAGGCACAGAAGUGAUAGCAGACCUUGGGGAACAGCGGGAGGCACUUCUUCGCGCACGCAAUCGACUUCGAGACACAGACACAGACUUGGGGAAAACUCGACGUAUACUUCGUUCCAUGUACUGGAAUGUAAUCUCCAACAAGCUCUUCCUAAUUGUAAUCAUCUUGAUGGAGAUUUUCAUCUUGGUUGGAUUGGUUUAUUGGAAAUUCUUUUCAAAGAAGUGA